This is a messenger RNA of Brachypodium distachyon (stiff brome), 1579 nucleotides long. RefSeq lists its product as uncharacterized. NCBI's taxonomy places the organism in Eukaryota, Viridiplantae, Streptophyta, Magnoliopsida, Poales, Poaceae. The transcript is spliced from 4 exons. The record is from RefSeq and is a predicted model, not a curated record. Bases 477 to 1082 code for a protein of 201 amino acids.
AGGCUGACAUGUCGAAGGUUCCUUACUCCUUGCUUCGUGAACUCAACGAUGAUUCGCAAGAUUGGCGUGUACGAGUGAGGGUUGCACGUCUCUGGGAGCAGCGUGAUUUCGCGAGGAUGAUGAAUUAAUUCGUCUCCAUUUCGUGGUAGUCGAUGAGAAGGUAUGCGUUGGAUUUUUUGGAUGUGUAUUUGUAGAUACGUGCAUGUUUUCUUCCUAUGUUUAUUUGUCAUGUUGACGUGAGAUUCUUUGUCAUUCUGUGUAGACGGAUGGUAUUUUGUUCCAAAGGGUCAGAUCGCUAAGUUUAAGGAUGUUAUCAAGGAGGGUUCUGUUUAUUAUCUACAAAAUUUUGAGUUGACAUUGGCAAGAGAUAAUUAUAGGGCAGUUGAUCAUAAGUACGAGAUGAGGUUUACUUCAUGGACAACUAUCAGCGUGAUUGAUCCUGCCCCUCCUGAAUUUCCUUUGCAUGUAUACAAGCUAUGUACUUUUCAGAAUAUAAUGGAAAGUGUCACGGACAAGACCGUUUGGCCGGUACCUUGUUCUCAUGUCAUUAUUGUUGUGUUUUGAGAUUUAGCGGAAUAGGAUUUUUUAUUUAUUUGCAUUCUUUGUUGCUUUGCUAUGUAGAUGUGCUGGGUAUCGUUACUGGUGUGUCAGAGCUUUUAUCUGCGGAUGUGAAGGGCCGGGUUAUAUCCAUGAGAAUUAUUCGCUUGACAGAUACACGGCAUACUGCAAUUGUUUCGUUAUGGAGAACGAACGCGGAGAGGCUGGACACUCAUGCACUCGUUCGACUCAGCGAGCCUGAGCCUGUAAUCGUGCUCAUUAUGGGCUGCACUUUUAGGAUGCAGGAUGCGAUGAUAAGUUUAUUGGCGAGUUUUGGUUCCAAGAUAUGCAUCAAUAUCGCCAAUCGAGAUGUUGUAGCUCUGCGCAACAGAGUGGUUGGCGAUCGUUACUCUAUUGAAUGGAUUGCCGAGCGUGGUCGUCGUUAUAGUUCUAUGGGCAUAGAGAACACGAAUGUUGUUGCUUUGGCCGCUCUCAUACCGCAUAACGCUAUGGUACAUUUUGUUGUACCUUUUUUUUUCCAAUGACUCUGUGUAAGAGAGGCUCAUUUUAUCUGGUUUUCUUUAUCGAAGAAUAAAAUGUUUAUGUGUAAAGUGCAUAUCAAUUCUGUGGCCGAAGGGCAAACCUGGUGGUUUCUUUCAUGUGAUAUCUGUACGUCUAGGGCUGUAGAGGAAGGAGAUGGUUUCAGUUGUACCAAUAGUAACUGUAGCAACCGUACGGCGAGCCCCAGGUAUUAUUAUCGUAUUUUCUUCGUGUUUAAUGAUGUUUUGUAUUUUUCAGUUUAGUUACUUACUAAAAUUCGUGGUUCAUCGCAGGUAUAAACUGGUUCUCUUUGGUGCCGAUGGUGGUGCUAUGAUCGAGAUGGUUUUCUUUGGUCAGAUUGCUGAGGAGUUACUCGGGAAACCUGCUGAUAUUUUAAUGGCGGAUUCAUAUGCUCUCGAGUCUGGUGUCCCAUCGGAGAUUUCUUCGUUGGUAGGGAGGAAUUAUGUUGCCGAUUUGGCUGUUUCGCGGUAUUCUUUUCGGA